AUGUGGGCUCUUGUCUUUUGUUUGGAUUUGGCUGCAAAUGAUGGUGAUGGUUUUUUCACAAUAAGAAUGCAUCAUGGUGACCAAUUUCAACCUGGAAAUGAAAUAGUAUACAUUGGAGGGAGGGUGAAUCACAUCGAUUUGUGUCACAUAGACCAGCUUUCUCUGGUAGAACUAGUGAAUAUGUUGAAAAAUAUAAGAGUGGAGUACUGCCAAAUUAUGAGGUUCCAUCAUAGAAUUCCUACUGAGUUGAAGAUUUUAGACAAAGAUCAGGAUGUUUUGGAUAUAGGCAAGUGGGUUAACAUGCACAAAGUCCAUGAUGCGUAUGUUGAACACAUUAGAGAAGUCUUUGAUCAGAGACAAGCUGAGUCAAAUUGUGGUCCAACAACACAACAAUGUGAUGGAGGAAAUGAUAUGGGUGAUGGUAUGAAUAUGGUUGAUGUAAAUGCUACUGUUGUGGCUUCUGAUAAUUCAUUAAAUUGUGACUCAUCUCAGUAUAAUGAACAAUUAGAAAGUUCAACUUCAGAUGAUGAGUAUUUAUAUGACAGUGAAUAUGAUGGGGAUGAAAUGUAA
Ilex paraguariensis (yerba mate) is the source of this 570-nucleotide messenger RNA. NCBI's taxonomy places the organism in Eukaryota, Viridiplantae, Streptophyta, Magnoliopsida, Aquifoliales, Aquifoliaceae. The record is from the annotation of a GenBank genome assembly.